This is a messenger RNA of Biomphalaria glabrata, 1498 nucleotides long. RefSeq lists its product as uncharacterized. Lineage: Eukaryota; Metazoa; Mollusca; Gastropoda; Planorbidae. The transcript has 3 exons. The coding region runs from base 121 to 1113 and encodes 330 amino acids. The record is from RefSeq and is a predicted model, not a curated record.
UUGUGUCCAUUCAACUGGCUUUACAGUGUUAAUCCUCCAGGCGUCUUUGACAAGGAAACAAAGAUUAUGGUGAGUCAAGACUAAGGUCAAAACCAAAAGAACAUAAAAGAACACAAAACAAUGAAUGCAGACACCAGAAACAAGAAUUAUUCGCCAGACGUUGAGUACAUUACUGAAGAUAACAAAGAUCUGAAGCAGCGCUGGGACGAAUGUCCUAAAAAUGGACACCACAAAGAAUACGUCAGCAUCAAGACGUUUCAAAACAACCCGUGGACAAAUAUUGCUGACAAGUACAAGGCUUUAGUUCAGCUUCCGGAAUUUUUAGGGUGUAUGACUUCUCUGACUGGUAUGAUCCUUGUCAAACAAGACGAUGGCACAUCAACAGGAAGUGGUUUCAUCCACAAAAUUCGCAGAGUAUCUUAUGGUAGCUGCCCUUGCCACAUAUGUCUACAAAAUAAGGAAGUAAAGAAAAAAGUCUACGCUAUACUAACGGUGACGACGGUUCUGCAUAAUUUUGAUGAAAAUUGGGACGUGGCGUUGGAAAGCGGUGUCUUCUCUGAGAACUGGGAGCCCAAAAAUACUACAGUGAGACUCUUUUACGAUUCAAAUGAUGAGGCACACGAAAUAUUCAUCUAUGGCUACAAUCUCUUGGAGACAGACAAGGAAAUCAACAUCCACAGUGACUGGUGCUCUGUUGAAUGUGUCACUCAUGAUAUGAAAUUAGUUCAAGAACUUGAAACCAAGUUAAACAAAUAUAUGGAGUUACAGGGAGAGAUCUAUAGAAAAUCUAAAGAACUAAGUCUGAACGAUUUGGUCAUUAUUGUAGGUCAUCCCCAUGGAGGCCCCAAGAUGAUAAGUGUUGGGAGUCCCACGAAAGUAGAGAUUCUCAAAGAAGUCAGGAACUACCAGAAGUGGUGUCGCUAUGAAUACGACAACAUCACUUGCCAUGGUAACAGUGGUUCUCAAAUUUUUAUACUGGGUCAGCCAUUGUGCGGCUUUGGCUACUGGUUUGGCCAUCCCCACAACCAUUCAAAAUGUUUUAAAGUGGGAAGCAAGGAAAUAAAAGGAGGAUGUAGCUCAGUGGGUGUCGAGCACGCCGUGGAGACCGACUGAUUAAUUAAUUAUUUGUUGGAUAUCGAAUAAGGGAAAUAAUUUGUAUAUUAACGGUAGAUAUAGCUUUUAAGGAGGUGUUCUUCCCCUUUAGAUAAUUUUAAAAAUGUUUUGAUUGUUUUGAUCCUAGUUUUAUAAAUAACAUAUGAAAAUGAAACGGAAGACAAACACAUAAUUUAAAUAUGAUUUUUAUUAAGUUUUUUAAAAAAGCUUAUAUCAACUCAGUCUUUUAUCUGUCUCUUUUGUUAUUUUUGUCUGUUUGCUUGUUUUUAAACAUGUGCUCUUAGAAUUAGAAGUCCACUUACAUUAUUGUUAUCUGACCACUAUAACUUAGUAUAACAAUGCUGAUGAGAAAAUGUCUCUUAAUAAAUGUCCAUACACACAACGA